AUGCCUCAAACACCUUCUAAACGACGCUUGCAAGACGAUGAAGAAUAUACACCCUCUCCUGGCCUUUCAAAGAACUUAAAAAAAAGGAAACUACCCAAGAAGCCUGAUAGUGUAUACACUCCCAGUACUGCCGAAGAUUUGAACAAAGAUGGUCUAAAAGAUGGACCGAUCAUUCCAAAGAUCGCAACUAUGGUUUUGGAUAAGGAACUUGCGAAAUUUCCCACGUACCAGCAUAAGCGUGAUUCGGUGUCAGAUCUAUUUGGAAAAAAUGAUUAUUCUUUUGUAAGCUUGAAGAAAGACCAUGGAAACAGACCUCUGUGGAUAAACCCUGUUACGGGAAAUAUAAUCCUUGAAGGAUUCUCUCCUUUCGCAGAGAAAGCACAAGACUUUUUGAUCACUAUCAGUGAGCCGGUUAGUAGACCAAGCUUGAUACAUGAAUAUAAGAUGACACCGUAUUCUUUGUACGCGGCGGUUUCGGUGGGUUUGGAGACUGAUGCGAUAAUAGAUGUCUUGAAAAUUUUGUCAAAGACAGACAUUCCCGAGAGUCUCAUAGAGAUGAUCAAAAAAUGUACCGUAUCCUAUGGGAAGGUGAAGCUUCUACUAAAACAUAAUAAAUAUUUUGUGGAAUCGUCGCAUGCAGACGUAUUGCAAAGACUCUUGCAAGAUAAGGACAUUGCCGAUGCUCGAAUAGUUAGCACGGAUGAUACGAAUGGUAACGAAUUUAUAAAAAGCAAAGCUCCGUCUGGCAAGGACUUGGUAAUAGCCGGCAAAGUUCAGAACGAUCAGCAGCCUUCCGAAGAUAAGAACAACGAGGCUAAUCGGGAUGACGAACUUUUUAAUACCGUGGUUGCUAUUGACAAAGAGAAAUUUGAGACUGUUAGGAGACGUUGUAACGAACUGAAUUAUCCCAUGUUGGAGGAAUACGAUUUCCGAAAUGAUUCGAGUUUGGCACCUCUUGACAUCGACUUAAAACCUAUCACCGUCAUUAGGCCAUAUCAGGAAAAGUGCCUCAGUAAGAUGUUUGGGAAUGGCCGUGCAAGGUCAGGUAUUAUAGUACUGCCUUGUGGUGCCGGUAAGACUCUUGUCGGUAUAACGGCUGCUUGUACGAUCAAAAAGAGUUGUCUUGUUCUCUGUACAUCGGCUGUAUCUGUGAUGCAGUGGAAGCAGCAGUUCGUGCAGUGGUCUAACAUAAAGGAAAGUCAAAUUGCAGUUUUCACUUCGGAUCAAAAGGAAAAGUUUUUUGGUCACUCCGGCAUCGUGAUUUCAACUUACAGUAUGGUUGCCAACACUCGAGUUAGAUCUUAUGAGGCGACGAAGAUGAUGGAAUUUAUUACAGGACGAGAAUGGGGUUUCAUCCUGUUGGAUGAGGUCCACGUCGUCCCCGCGAACAUGUUUCGGAAAGUGGUAACUACGAUAGCGGCUCAUACAAAACUCGGUCUGACCGCAACGCUUGUUCGUGAGGACGAGAAAAUUGAAGAUCUGAAUUUCUUGAUUGGACCUAAAUUAUAUGAGGCCAAUUGGAUGGACUUGGCUUCGAAGGGACACAUCGCAAACGUUCAGUGUGCCGAGGUGUGGUGUCCCAUGACGCCGGAAUUCUAUGCAGAAUACCUGAAGGCUCCGUCUCGGAGGCGUAAUUUGUUAUACGCAAUGAAUCCGAACAAAAUUCAGGCAUGUCAGUACCUAAUUAAGUAUCAUGAGAAUCGCGGGGACAAAAUCAUUGUGUUUUCAGAUAACGUGUAUGCCUUAGAGCGGUACGCCAUAGAUUUUCAAGUACCAUUUAUUCAUGGUAAAACGAAGCCUCAAGAAAGAUUGCAAGUUCUUUCGAUGUUUCAGCACAGUCCCACCGUCAAUACGAUCUUUCUUUCCAAGGUCGGUGAUACGUCCAUUGAUUUACCGGAGGCAACCUGUUUAAUUCAAAUUUCAUCGCAUUAUGGUUCCAGACGUCAAGAGGCACAACGACUUGGUCGUAUUCUCCGAGCCAAGCGUCGUAACGAUGAAGGCUUUAAUGCAUUCUUCUAUUCUCUCGUUUCCACUGAUACGCAAGAGAUGUAUUAUUCGACGAAGAGACAACAAUUCCUUAUUGAUCAAGGGUACGCUUUUAAGGUCAUCACCUCGCUGGAGGGUAUGGACAAGGCGCAAAACUUGGCUUACCGGGAACGUGAUAAGCAGAUGGCUUUAUUAGCGGAGGUUUUGAUUGCUAAUGACGAUGCUGCUGAGCUUGAUAAUGAUAUUGAUGCCAACGUGGAUGAUCUGCCCGGCACGAUUACUAGUCGAAACUUUUCUUAUAGACAGAAGGUCGCCCGGCGUUCCAUGGGGAACAUGAAAAGCUUAUCAGGUGCAGACGAUAUGGCAUAUUAUGAGGGAAAUGGUGGAAGCCAUGGCAAGUCAGCACAAAAGAAAAAGGACGCUAAGAAAGUUCAUCAUCCGUUGUUUAGAAAAAACUGGUUAUAA
Acaulospora morrowiae is the source of this 2451-nucleotide messenger RNA. The record is from the annotation of a GenBank genome assembly. NCBI's taxonomy places the organism in Eukaryota, Fungi, Glomeromycota, Glomeromycetes, Diversisporales, Acaulosporaceae.